Triticum aestivum (bread wheat) is the source of this 722-nucleotide messenger RNA. RefSeq names its product pollen allergen Dac g 3. The transcript has a single exon. Lineage: Eukaryota; Viridiplantae; Streptophyta; Magnoliopsida; Poales; Poaceae. Gene Ontology annotation, cellular component: extracellular region. The record is from RefSeq and is a predicted model, not a curated record. The coding region runs from base 66 to 422 and encodes 118 amino acids.
ACACAGCUCGCACCACCAGCUACAUACACAUAACAGCAAUCAAAUCUCUUGGAUCAACCGAGAAGAUGGCCUCCUCCUCGAGGAUGCUCACGGUGGUGGUGCUGGCGGCGCUGUUCGCCGGCGCGAUGGCCGUGAAAGUGAAGUUGACGGUGCAGAAGGGGUCCGACAAAAAGAAGCUGGCGCUGAAGAUCGACUACACAAGGCCAAACGACAGCCUGUCAGAGGUGGAGCUCCGGCAGCACGGCUCAGAGGAGUGGCAGCCCUUGACCAAGAAGGGCGACGUGUGGGAGGUCUCGUGCUCCAAGCCGCUGGUUGGCCCCUUCAACUUCCGCUUCUUGUCCAAGAAUGGCAUGAAGAACGUCUUCGACGAGGUCUUCUCCACCGAUUUCAAGAUCGGCAAAACCUACCAACCGGAAUAUUGAUCCACACCGGCACUGCACACCGGCCAAGUUUCAGUUGAUCAAAAUCGUCCUAAUUAAUUAACACCCAUGUAUGAGUCGCGUAGGAAAUAUGUGCCUGCAUGAGUGGAUAGCUAGUGAAUAAUUUUAAUUUUUGAUGCACAUAGAUAUGGUAGGAGAAGCAACAACGGAUGUGUUUGCUCUCCCAUGCAUGCAUCCACUGUCGAUGCAGCAGUUUUCUUUUGUGUAACCGAAUGUGUAACCGAAAAUGCUCAAGUUUCUUAAUGAUCUAUGGAAGAAAACUCUAUUCUUUUGUCGGGAAAA